CAUACAACACAUUGUUUUCUUAAAUGUUCGACUACAGUUGUUCUCUCGCGAGUAGUACGGGCGCCACGAGCCAUAUAUUUGCGUUUUGUUUGUGCUAUGAAUACAUUUUGCCGACGCAAUACCUUAUUUUAGAUAAAAACAUAUUGUUGCUGCUGUUGCAAUUCGUUUACAAAUAUUGUUAACCGGUUAAAAUAGGCCAUUGAGGAGACUCGCCAUAUUGCGAUAAGUGAAGCGAUAAUUUAAAUAGUAUUAACAUAUUUUUAUUUAUACAUACGUAUGCAUGUACACGUGUAUUCAAGUGUCUCAUUGCACAAACAUGAGUGAUAAUAAACGCGUUACGAAAAAAGAAUGUGAACUAAACUUGAACUGAAACGCAAAUUAUUAAUGCAAGCAAAAGCAAAUCUAAUGAAUUCGAUGCAUUUGUGUUAACCGGUAUUUGUUCGUUUACUCAUUGGCGAAGAACAUGAUGCGUUCUAACAGUCCAGCUAUAUCGGAGAUAUCCGUAGGCUCGCCUAGCCCGCCGCCCCUUCCUUUGCCCAGUUUGCACCCUCUACAUAUGAAAAGACUACGUCCGAGUGGCAGCGCCGUAAUAAAUUCGCCAACUUCCGCUCAUGGAAAUUUUCCAGCACGUAGGAAGUCAACUAUUGAGCGUGUAAAGAGUUUUUCUAUAGCCGAUAUUCUUGGCAAAAAAGAAGAACAUCCAGAAACUUCGUCUUCUAAAUCGAUCUCUAGAUCCUUAUCACCUGCACUGGUCUCGCGAUCAGAUAUUCCACAAGCAACAUUCUUACCUGUCCAGCUGAUAGCGGAACGUCUGCAACCGCCGUCAGGAUCGUCACCUUUAGCAAUGCUAGAUCUUCCAGGUGUAAAUAAAGCGGUGCCAACACCUUGGGACCAUACAAUUUUGCCAAACAAUCAUCCGAAUGCCCAUUCACCUUUAGCUUUACAUCCGUUCCUUUCUCCGGCAUUGUUACACUACGAACAGCGAUUAGCUUGGGAUUAUCAAAGGCAAUUACAAGAACACUUCCAAGCGCAGGCACAACUCUUACGACAAAUGAGCAUGGAUCCCAACAUUAUACCGUCUGAAGAUGGCUCGGAAAGAUCGCGUUCCAGUUCACCUGCCAGUCAUUCCUGUUCGCCAGAGGUUAACGUUGCUGGCGAUGAAAAUGAUGACGCGGACAGUGUUAAUCACAAAGAGUCUUUUGAUAAAAGUGAAAAGUGUGAUAACACAGUGAAGGAUAGUGACGCGAAGAAAAGGAACAAGAAUUCAAAUACACCAAAUGACACGCCCUUAGAUGCGUUAUUUCAACUUUCGACCAAAAAUUUCGAUGAAGAUCAAGAUCCCGCCACCUUAAGUAUAUUCGCUGCGCGACCCAAUCCGAAAAAGAAACGCAAAUCGCGGACAGCGUUUACAAAUCAUCAAAUAUUUGAACUGGAGAAGCGUUUUCUAUACCAAAAAUACCUCUCGCCAGCUGAUCGUGAUGAGAUCGCUGCCGGUUUGGGCCUAUCGAACGCCCAGGUCAUCACAUGGUUCCAGAACAGGCGGGCGAAACUGAAGCGUGACAUGGAGGAACUCAAAAAGGAUGUUGAAAGUGUGAAACAAUUACAAGACCAGUCAGCCGCUACCACCACGACCGCAACCAGCAGCAUCAACAACAACAACAGCAGCAGCAGCAGCAGCAGCAGCAGCAGCAGCAGCUUACGGAAAUUCAUGGUACAGCAACGACAGCAGCAAUUGUCGCUCAUGGCCACAUUUCAUUGUACACACAACCAGUUCACCCAGUUCGACUAUCACAACGACGACACCAAGAACACAAACACAAACAACAACAGCAACAUCAACAGCAACAGCAACAGCAUCCUCGCAACCAGCGGCCGACCGCAGACACGUGCAGCGAAGAUAAAAAGCCUAACAAUGCCAAUGAAGGAAGCACCAGCAACGACAACAACUUGUCAAGAGCCAGUGAUGCGGAAUCUCCACCACCACCAACACCAUCACCAACACCACCAACACCACCACCACCACCACCCACAUCAUCACGUAACCGCCCGCAAAUCAACAGCAGUCGAGGAUAAGCAAAACCUUAAGCUAUUAAAAAUGUUAACUCUAAUGCAUUACAGUCACGAAGCGAGAAAUGUCAGACAUCAACUCAUCGCACACAUUGAUAACUGAAACCGCACAUUUGGUUUGAUUCACUUCAGCACUAACUACUUAACCUAAUUUUUUGCUUUAUCUUCCGUCAUCUCCUAAAACUCCAUACACACACGCGUUCAAUAUGCAAAUUUCCAUCGUAUGAGUAAGAAAGAAAUCUAUCUUUAAUUACGCUGAAGCUCUCUUAUAG
Glossina fuscipes is the source of this 2339-nucleotide messenger RNA. Its product is annotated as homeobox protein Nkx-2.3. Lineage: Eukaryota; Metazoa; Arthropoda; Insecta; Diptera; Glossinidae. Bases 464 to 2170 code for a protein of 568 amino acids. The transcript is spliced from 4 exons. The record is from RefSeq and is a predicted model, not a curated record. Gene Ontology annotation, molecular function: DNA-binding transcription factor activity, RNA polymerase II-specific; DNA binding. Gene Ontology annotation, biological process: regulation of DNA-templated transcription.